AUGGCAACCAACCUCAAAAGUCAAGACCAGCCCGCCGUCGCCGUCGACGCAGCCAUGCACCAGACACCCGUCCCCGCCCUGCAGGUCAUCCAGCGCCUUGAGUCCGUCUGCAGCACCAGCAAGCGCAUGAUCCAGCUGUACCUCAUAUGCGGCGUCAUGUCCCUGGGCGCCACCAUGCUGGGCUUCGAUGGCUCCCUCAUGGGCACCAUGCUAGCCAUGAAGUCCUUUCAGGACCAGUUCGGCGCCAAGAUUGUCGGCAUCAAGACUGGCUACAUCUCCAGCAUGUACCAGAUCGGCUCCGUCUGCGCGCUGCCUUUUAUCGGGCCCCUGACGGAUACCUGGGGGCGGCGGUUUGGCGUGGGGACGGGAUGUGUGCUUCUUAUUAUGGGCACCAUCAUUCAGGGCACGUCUCGUGCGCUGCCGCAGUAUCUGGCGGGGCGUUUCUUCCUCGGCUUUGGUUGCUGCAUUGCCAACGCCGCGUGCCCGUCGUAUGUGGUCGAGAUGGCUCACCCUGUGUACCGCGGCGUCAUUACCGGCCUGUACAACUGCUGCUACUAUCUAGGCUCCAUUCUGGCCGCGGUCACUCUCCGCGGCAGCGCCGGCUACGCAGGCAACAAGUCGUGGCUAAUUCCCACAUGGAUGCAGCUGGUGUUCCCCGUCAUCGUCCUCCCGGCGGCCGUCUUCUUCCCGGAGUCACCACGCUGGCUGUUCGUCCAUGGAAAAAUCGAGCGCUGCCAGGCCGUCUUGACCAAGUACCACGGUAAUGACAAUCCAGAUUCGCUGUACGUCCAGCUGGAGCUGCGUGAGUUCAAGGAGGAGCUGGAGCUGAAUGGUGCGGAUCGCCGGUGGUGGGACUACCGCGUCUUGUUCAACUCGCGAGCAGCCGUCUACCGCGUCCUUCUGUGUGCUGUGGCCGUCCCUGCUUUUAGUCAGUGGUCGGGUCAAGGAAGCGUGACUUACUUCUUGCCGGCCAUGCUGGCGUCCACCGGCAUUGACGACUACACCACCGUCCUCGAUAUAAACAUCGGCAUAGCGCUAACUAGCGGCGCAGCAGCUUGUUGUGGUGCCAGUCUUUUAGACCGUUAUGGUCGCCGCAAGAUGCUCAUCACCUGCUGCGCGGUCAUGGGUCUACUGUGGGCCGGUCUGCUGGGGGGCACUGGCGCGUACUACACUCUACAAAACAGCGACGCAGCCAAGGCAUCCAUUGUCUUUGUCUUCCUGAUCGGGAUUGUCUUUUCUGCGGCCUACACGCCUCUCCAGGCGCUUUACCCAGCCGAGUGUCUGUCCUACGAGCAGCGUGCCAAGGGGAUGGCAUUCCAGAACAUGGCUUCCAGCGCGGCCGCGCUGGUGAACCAGUUUGCUUUUCCGAUUGCCAUGGAGGAUAUCGCGUGGAAGACCUAUUCGGUUUAUCUAGCUACGUGUUGGGCUGAGGCGAUAUACUACUACUUUAUCAUGGUGGAGACAAAAAACAAGACGCUGGAGGAACUUACCGACAUCUUCAAGAGUCCCAACCCGAGACUCGCAUCGCUUGUUCCAAAUCCGCAGGUCAAUGAGGCAGUGGCACAGGUGCAAGGUGUCAGGACUGUGUAA
This is a messenger RNA of Aspergillus puulaauensis, 1590 nucleotides long. RefSeq lists its product as uncharacterized. Gene Ontology annotation, cellular component: membrane. Bases 1 to 1590 code for a protein of 529 amino acids. Gene Ontology annotation, biological process: transmembrane transport; carbohydrate transport. Gene Ontology annotation, molecular function: carbohydrate:proton symporter activity. The record is from RefSeq and is a predicted model, not a curated record. NCBI's taxonomy places the organism in Eukaryota, Fungi, Ascomycota, Eurotiomycetes, Eurotiales, Aspergillaceae. The transcript has a single exon.